GUUUUACUCACCCCAAAGCCCUAAAUCUAUCCUCGAACCUCUUCGUUUGCGAUUCGACUCCAGGUCUCCGUUUCCCUCAGCGGGCGACCGCCAGCGUCGUCGUCGUCGUCGUCGUUGUACGAAGCCCUCUACUUGGAAAUAGCCUUAAAGCUCAAUCUCUUGGAGCACAUCAGCGGUUGUCAUGGACGUGGAUUCCGACUCCAACUCGAGCUGGCAGAUGCAGAUGGAUUCGGAAGACCCGACUGCAGAUGAGUCGAAUUCAAACGGCAAAGUGAAGGAUGAUCUUUCGGAGUCGAUAGAGAACUUGAAGUUAUCUGAUUCAUCGAGUGUUAGCUUCAAAAGCAAGCCUGUCGUCCUUAUAGUCGUUGGAAUGGCAGGCAUUGGAAAAACUUCAUUUCUCCACAGAUUGGUCUGCCACAUGCAAUCCUCGAGCAUCCGUGGAUAUGUGCUGAACCUUGACCCGGCGGUGAUGACCCUUCCUUUCGCUGCAAACAUCGAUAUAAGAGACACUGUUCGCUACAAGGAAGUAAUGAAGGAUUACAACCUUGGCCCUAAUGGUGGUAUCUUGACGUCCCUGAAUCUGUUUGCGACAAAGACUGACGAGGUAAUAUCGGCCAUCGAAAGAUGGGCUGACCAGCUUGAUUAUGUUCUGGUGGACACCCCUGGUCAAAUUGAAGUAUUUACUUGGUCAGCUUCUGGAGCAAUUAUCACCGAGGCCUUUGCUUCCACAUUUCCCACGAUAAUUGCUUAUGUUGUGGACACACCUCGCGCUGCAAAUCCAGUAACUUUCAUGAGCAAUAUGCUGUAUGCUUGUAGCAUACUUUACAAGACAAGGUUACCUUUAGUCCUAACAUUUAACAAGGUUGAUGUAGCCAGACAUGAGUUUGCUCUGGAGUGGAUGCAAGAUUUUGAGGCAUUUCAGGCAGCACUAGACACCUAUUCAUCAUACACGUCAACUUUAUCGAGGAGUCUCUCACUAGCACUUGAUGAAUUCUAUAAAAAUACAUGUUCCGUGGGAGUUUCAGCAGUUUCUGGUGCUGGAAUGGAAGCCUUUUUUGGUGCAGUAGAAGCAAGUGCAAAAGAGUAUAUGGAGAACUACAAAGCUGAUCUUGACAAACGAAGAGCUGAGAAGGAGCGUCUAGAAGCAUACUGCAGGAGCGAGAACAUGGAGAGAUUGCAGAGAGACAUGGAAUCAUCUCAAGGACAGACAGCGGUGCUGAGCACUGGCUUAAAGGACAAGGAAUAUCCUGAAAUGGAUGAGAAUAACGAGGAAGAGGAAGAAGAUGCAAUGGAGGAUCUGAGGUUCUCAGAGGAGGAAACCUAGGAAGAUGAAGAGGUUGCUCACUUUGGUUUCUGAGUAAUAUGUACUGUUUGCUAAUGUCCACUUCUUAAAAAGCUUACUGUAAAUAGGGGCUACUUUAUUAUGCCAUCUCUAGCUAGCCUACUUUUCUCUCUGGAUGUCGGAGCUCUUGUCCAAUUUUAUAGUCCCAUUUGUAACAUGCAAAGUUGUAAACAUGGUGUAUACAAUCUUUUAUCUUGCAUGCAUGCUACGUAUCCAAAAUCUAAUGUUUUCUUGGCAGGAUCA
Messenger RNA from Musa acuminata AAA Group (dessert banana), 1585 nucleotides. RefSeq names its product GPN-loop GTPase QQT2. Gene Ontology annotation, molecular function: GTPase activity. NCBI's taxonomy places the organism in Eukaryota, Viridiplantae, Streptophyta, Magnoliopsida, Zingiberales, Musaceae. The record is from RefSeq and is a predicted model, not a curated record. The transcript has 7 exons.